Geodia barretti is the source of this 1449-nucleotide messenger RNA. Lineage: Eukaryota; Metazoa; Porifera; Demospongiae; Tetractinellida; Geodiidae. The record is from the annotation of a GenBank genome assembly.
AUGUCGCUAUUUGCACUCGUCGGCGCGACCAUAGUCAUCUUCGCAGGGUCUCGGUACCUGGUGGACCCUGUCAUGGCUUAUCUGGCCCCGGUGGACAAUAUGGAUGACGCGUCCUCCUUCACUCCCGAGCAAUUGGAAGGCGCGAGAAAGAAGCUCAGGCUGGAUAGACCGGUGCCGGUGCAGUACGUGCUCUGGGUGUGGGACGUUCUUCACGGAAACCUCGGCAAUGAUAUCGUAGAUACUCAACGCCCCAUCGCGCAGAAGUUGCGGAAAAAGUUCCCACACACGCUCCAGAUAGCCGUGCCCGCUUACAUACUUGCCGCGCUGGUAGGCAUUCCCAUAGGGGUACUCUCGGCGGUGACGCGGGGAUCCGCGUGGGACAUGGGGGGACGACGGCACACUAUGGAUGUACUGAUGAUUGGUGGUACCCGGUUCAUGGGUCGCAUAGCGGUCCGCAAGUUGCUGGAUCAGGGCGAUCGAGUAACGGUUUUCUCCCGUGGAAACGUCAAACCCGACUGGUGGGACGAAGUCGACCACAUUCAGGGGGAUCGCUUCGAAAGAGACGACUUUGCCGCAAAGGUGAAGGGGAGAAGUUUUGACGCCGUAAUCGAUUCGCAGGCAUUCGGCAGGGAUGACGUUGAAGCCAUCGUGACCGCAAUGGACGGAAACGUAGGCCGGUACCUUUUCGUCAGCUCCGGCGCGGUCUAUGGGACCCAGGACGACUGGGCAGGCAAGAUCGACUGGUUCUCCAAGUCUCCCUUCAAGGAGACGGACGUCAGUUGGGCAACCAUCGACUACGAUGAUCCCUCUGCCGAGGACCCCUACGCGGCAGGUAAGAGGAGAGCGGAGAAGUGGCUCCAGGAGGAGAGCAAGAUUCCUUAUACAAUCGUCCGCAUUCCGGCGAUGCUUGGCGAGGAUGACAACGAAGAGCGUUCAUGGUGGUGGACGCAGCGCGCGAUGGACGGCGGCCCUAUCAUAAUGCCGGCGGAAAACCGAGGCAUGUUCCGGUGUCUGUACGCAGCCGACGCGGCCGACGCCUACGUUAAGGCGAUCAAGUCCCCAAAGGCCGCCAACCAGACCUACCACGUCGCCACGCACGAGAUCAUUGCCAUAGAGCACUGGGCGGACCUGGUAUGCCGCACCGUCGGGCACGAGUCUGCACUGACCUUCAUUCCAUGGGAGUUGAUUCUGAGACACGAUGGCCUGCGCCAGCAUCGACGAUGGUAUUCCCGGCUGGCGAGGCCGUUCCCGUACCUUCCCGAUCUGUCCAAGGCGAGAGAGGACUUCGGGUUCACUACCACACCACUGGAGGCGUGGGUACGCUCAACGGUCGAGUGGCACAUGAACGAGUACCAGGGUGAGGACUCCGCUGGCUAUGAAUAUAGGGAUGCUGAGAUAGCCCUUGCCGCUUCCGGGAAGACCUAUGAGUUCAUUCGGAGCACGGCCUGA